GUCAUCUACACAAACCCAAACAUAUCAGUGACUCGAACGUGAAAUCCCUGAAUUGUUUCAGCUACUGCAUCUGAGGAAAUUAUUUCGACAAAUUUCAACGUAUUACUCUGACUACGAAAGCUCUGCACUAGUUGUAUACGCGGGACAAAGUACAUGUGUGCCCCGCGAUAGUGGGCCAGUCUAUCGAGUAUCAGCAGCCUCAGAGUCCAGUCCUGACUCUCAAGAGUCAUCAUCAAGAACAACCAUCUACUUCCACUGCGUGGCGCGAUAACAUCUGCACCGCAACUUGUCGUCUUUCAGUAUGGCUGGCGCUUUCCUCACGGUCUGCGCUGCCUCGGCGCCCUCGUGCCCGCUUGAUUUCCAAGGCAACCUGAGGCGGAUCCUCCAGUCUAUCAAGGAGGCUAAGGAGGCCGGGGCAACGCUGAGAUGUGGCAGUGAGCUCGAGAUUUGCGGCUACGGCUGUCUCGAUUUCCAUCUCGAGAGCGACACUGAGAUGCACAGCUGGGAGGUGCUCGGAGAAAUCAUAUCUGAUCCGAUAUGCAAGGAUAUGCUGAUUGACGUGGGGAUGCCUGUUCGAUCUCGCAAUGUCCAGUACAACUGCAGGGUGCUCUGCUCUUACAGUGUCAUAUACGGCAUCAGAGCUAAGCAGGCCAUGGCCAACGAUGGCCUUCACUUUGAAGCGCGCCACUUCAGUGCUUGGGUGAAGGAGAGGCAGGUCGAGCAAUGUACCCUGCCGCUUCACAUACAAAGCAUCACUGGACAGACCACUGCUCCCAUAGGGGAUUUCAUCUUGAGGGCAAGGGACGUCAGCAUCGGUGUCGAGACGUGCGAGGAAAUGUUUGUCCCACGGAAUCCUUCCGUCUUCCAAGGAUUGGCGGGUGCCGAAGUCAUCCUCAACAGCAGUGCCAGUCACGCGGAACUCCGCAAGCUGAAGCAGAGGUUGGACCUAAUCGCCAAUUCUUCCCGCAAGAAUGGCGGCCUGUACAUGUACGUCAACGCAUCCGGCGUUGAUGGCGAGGCGCGGCAGAUGCAUGACGGGAGCUCCCUUAUCAUUCUUAACGGCGAGGUUCUCGCUCAAGGAUCGCAGUUCAGCCUCAAACAGGUCGAAUGCACCGUGGCUACGGUCGACAUUGGUCGCGUACGCAGCUACCGCACCAGCGCAGCGCGCGGCGUACAAGCUGCAGCGCAAGAACUUUAUCCAGAAGUCGAAUGCCCCCUGACGCUGUGUGUCUCGGCCGAGGAAAUUUAUCUGUCGCCUACAAAGACCAUUGCGAAGGAGACCCCGAUACGCAUUCUGGAUCCCAUGGACGAAAUAGCGCUUGCCACAGCCGUCUUCCUCUGGUCAUACUUGGUAAGGACGAACUCGGCUGGCUACUUUUUGGCAUUAUCUGGCGGCCUCGACAGUAGCACAGUGUUGCUCUUCGUCUAUUCCAUGGCAAGGUUGGUUUGCCAGUCGAUAGAGGCCGGCGAAGAAAGCACUCUGCAGGAUCUGCGCAGAGUUGUUGGCAUCGAGGACUACACGCCUCCGAACCCAGAGGAUGUUGUGCGGAGACUUCUCACGACUGCCUACAUGGGAACGUCCAACUCGAGCUCGGAGACGCGUUCGCGCGCAAAGAGACUCGCUGAGAGAUUGGGUGCGUAUCACUUGGAAGUGGAAAUUGACGACAUUGUGGCCGCCGAGGAGAAUUUGAUAGGCCAGGCCUUCAAUGGCUUCAAACCGAAGCACGUCGUCGAGGGGGGCAGCAAUGCUGAAGGCCUCGCAAAGCAGAAUCUGCAGGCACGCACAAGGAUGAUUGUGGCGUAUUCCAUGGCCCAGCUGUCCACACAAGCAAGGUCGCUGCCUCGCGCGGGCACCAGCCUCCUCGUGCUUGCGUCGUCCAACGUUGAAGAGGGCUUGCGAGGUUACUUCACCAAGUACGAUGCAUCAAGCGCGGACAUAAAUCCUCUCGGCAGCAUCAGCAAGAUAGAUAUUAUGGCCUUCCAGAGGCACGUCAUGAAGGCUUGGGACCUCCCUAUACUGCAAGAGUUUAUCUCCGCAACCCCAACCGCGGAGCUCAUCCCAUUGAAGGAGGGCCAAGCAGUACAGACCGACGAGGAAGAGAUGGGACUAACAUAUCGCGAGUUGAGUACCUUUGGAAGACUCAGAAAGGUGCACAAAUGCGGCGCAUGGUCGACAUACCUGAGACUCCUUGCGGACUGGAAGGAGGAGCGCUCUCCGAGAGAAACGGCAGAUACAGUGUGCCGCUUCUUCAAGUGGUGGGCCAUCAACAGGCACAAGAGCACAAUCUUGCCACCCAGCAUACAUCUCGAAUCGUACUCUCCGGACGACAACCGACAUGAUCUUCGUCCGUUCUUGCUCGCGGUCACCUGGCCGUGGCAGUUUCAGAAGAUUUAUGCGCAUGUGGAGGAGCUGGAGAAGGGCUUGCGCAAGAGGGAAGCUGCACAGGCUGGCGCUGCGUGAGGCUUUGAAAGAUACCACGAUCUUGAGAAGACGGCACAGGGGCCCUCUUAAGGAGCUUUAUCUCAGGUAGCCAGUGUAACUUAAAUGUCUGACCGUGGGAUAACAGAACGUUCAAUAUCGAUGCUGACUCGUUUAUUAUCCUGCGACGCAAACUGGUCAGUGAUAUGACCAUGUGACAUCAAGGUCGGACGAGCUAAGGACCACCUUUAAUUUCAUCCCACUGUCAAGGAUCAAUGGAAACAAUAGAAGCGAACAUUUCCCCG
This is a messenger RNA of Emericellopsis atlantica, 2724 nucleotides long. RefSeq names its product glutamine-dependent NAD(+) synthetase. Gene Ontology annotation, biological process: NAD+ biosynthetic process. NCBI's taxonomy places the organism in Eukaryota, Fungi, Ascomycota, Sordariomycetes, Hypocreales, Bionectriaceae. Bases 302 to 2461 code for a protein of 719 amino acids. The record is from RefSeq and is a predicted model, not a curated record. The transcript has 14 exons. Gene Ontology annotation, molecular function: glutaminase activity; NAD+ synthase (glutamine-hydrolyzing) activity; ATP binding. Gene Ontology annotation, cellular component: cytoplasm.